Messenger RNA from Fusarium oxysporum Fo47, 896 nucleotides. RefSeq names its product gamma-glutamylcyclotransferase family protein. Bases 216 to 728 code for a protein of 170 amino acids. The transcript is spliced from 4 exons. Lineage: Eukaryota; Fungi; Ascomycota; Sordariomycetes; Hypocreales; Nectriaceae. The record is from RefSeq and is a predicted model, not a curated record.
CAUCAACCCAACUCGCAAAGGUUUUCCCUAGUUAUAACUCUACUCUCCUCUGUGGACUAUAUAUUAAACUCUAUUCUUUCUCGUCAGGCUAAACUCCUCUGUCACAAAUCAUCCGCACCACAUUUCGCUACGCAAUCUUGUAACUGGGUUAUCACAUCCAUCUACAUAGUGACUCAAACACACGAUAUUCUCACCUCAAACCAAACCCCGAGAAAAUGAGUGGCGACUUUACGGCUUUCUUCUAUGGCACCCUGAUGGCUCCCGAGGUGUUCUUCACUGUCUGCUACGGCAAUCGUGACCCUCCCAAGGCCAUCAAGGACAUGCACACAUUCACUCCCGCUAUCCUAGACGGCUACUGUCGCCACAGAGUUGAGUCUGCGGAUUACCCUGCAGUGGUCCCCGAGAAGGGCCACACUGUCCUUGGCAUAUAUGCCACUGGACUGACUGACGGCAACGUUGACAAGCUCGACAUGUUUGAGGGAUCCGAGUACUUCAAGGAGAAGGUUAAAGUCAAGCUUCUCAACAAAGACGGAACUGCCCCUGAGAAGGGGGAGGCCAAGGAGACUUUUGUCUACGUUUUCAACAACCCCGAUCACCUUGAGAAGGGCGAGUGGGAUUUUGAAGAGUUUCGAAAGUCGAAGAUGAAGAACUGGACUCGCGCUGGUCUGGGUUUUGGCGAGGACAUCCCCGAAGGAACCGCCAAUAAUGAGUGGGAUGAGUGGAAGUAAACACCUGUUUCUGUAAGCGCUUUCCCAGUAUCAGAGGUCAGUCGCUUGCUUGGUUGCAAUGGAUUUGCCUUAGAGCGGUGAAGAAUAGAGACACUGGCACCAGCAAACCGGUUGGCGGAAUGGGCCUCAUAGAUAGAUGAUAUAGUCGUACGAGAUGAAAUAGACAAA